Cannabis sativa is the source of this 939-nucleotide messenger RNA. Its product is annotated as MATH domain and coiled-coil domain-containing protein At3g58400-like. The transcript has 5 exons. Gene Ontology annotation, molecular function: protein binding. Bases 1 to 939 code for a protein of 312 amino acids. Lineage: Eukaryota; Viridiplantae; Streptophyta; Magnoliopsida; Rosales; Cannabaceae. The record is from RefSeq and is a predicted model, not a curated record.
AUGGAUACAACUGGUACGUACUUACGCUUUACUAGAAAUCUUCCACCAGCUCACUAUUUGAUGAAACUUGAAUCCUACAGUUUAUUAUCAGACACAAAAGAAAAUUUCGAUAGUUCUUCUUUUGAGGUUGGAGGCUACAAAUGGAAAUUAUCAUUUUAUCCAAAUGGGGACAAAAGGUCUAAUACUAAGAACAACUACAUAUCUUUGUACUUGACAAUUUGUAAUACUGAUAUUCUUCCCAUUGGUUGGGAAGUUAAUGCCAACUUCACAUUAUUUAUCUAUAAUCAUACAUACGACAAUUAUUUGACUUUCCAAGUUGUGAAGCGUUUUCAUGAGAUGAAAAAAGAAUGGGGUUUCGAUCAAAUGGUAUUACUUAAUACUUUCAAAAAUGUAUCUAAUGGGUAUCUCUUCAACGACACAUGUGCAUUUGGUGUUGAAGUUUUUGUCAUAAAUCACACUCUCAACUCUGAAUCACUUUCUGUAUUUGGACGCAAAGGUAUAAAAAAUCCUAUUUUCCAUUGGGAGAUUAAGGGGUUCUCCAAGAUUAAGAUGGACGAUUCUUAUUACGUUUCAGAGGUUUUCAAUUCUGGAGGAACAAAUUGGAAGUUAAUUAUCUAUCCCAAAGGUUGUCAAAGCAGAGAUGGCAAAACAUUUUCAAUGUUUUUAAAGUUAUCAGCUGAUUCCAAUAAUCCAGAUAACUCCACAAUUUAUGCUAAAUACUGUCUUCGUGUAAUUGAUCAAAUCAAUUCUAAACACUAUGAAGUCUCAGAACUUGAUGAAUGGUUUAAUAGUUUCCAAGGAUAUGGUUCCGAAUUUAUGUCACUUGAAGAUCUUCACAAAUCUUCCAACGGCUAUAUUCUGAAGGAUACUCUAAUUGUGGAAGUUGAGUUCUUCGUCAUGUCUCGAUCCAAGUUUUCUGUCAAAUCUAUGGAGAAUUGA